Synchiropus splendidus (mandarinfish) is the source of this 612-nucleotide messenger RNA. RefSeq names its product rasd family member 4 (gene rasd4). Gene Ontology annotation, molecular function: GTPase activity; GTP binding. Lineage: Eukaryota; Metazoa; Chordata; Actinopteri; Syngnathiformes; Callionymidae. The record is from RefSeq and is a predicted model, not a curated record. Bases 1 to 612 code for a protein of 203 amino acids. The transcript has a single exon.
AUGGCUGCUGAAGAGCAGAAGAGAGCAGAGGUCAGGCUGGUGGUCCUAGGAGCGGCCGGAGUGGGGAAGACGGCUCUGAUCCAACGUUUCCUCAAGGACACGUUUGAGGCCAAACACCGGCGGACGGUGGAGGAGCUUCACAGGCAGGAGUGCGAGGUGGGCGGCGUAACAGUCACCAUCAACAUCAUGGACACCAGUGGCAGCUACUCCUUCCCCGCCAUGAGGAAGCUCUCCAUCCAGAACAGCGAUGCCUUCGCUCUGGUCUACGCCAUCAACGACCCACAGUCCUUGGAGGCGGUGAAGAGUCUGCGCCGGGAGAUCCUGGAGGUGAAGGAGGACAAGUUCACACCCAUCGUGGUCAUCGGGAACAAGAUCGACUGCCACAGCGAGCGACAGGUGUCCAGCCAAGACGUGCUGUCGACGGUGGAACGGGACUGGAACCACAGCUUCGUCGAGUCGUCAGCCAAAGACGACAUCAACGUGCUGGAAGCCUUCAGCGAGCUUCUCCAGCAGGCCAAUCUGCCCGGUCGCCUCAGCCUGGCUCUCGUCCGCCGGCCAGAGAAACACAAGCACCGGCGCAUCGGCACAGCCAAGAGCUGCGCAGUCUCCUGA